Messenger RNA from Apiotrichum porosum, 969 nucleotides. It is a transcript of the gene ARO7, whose product is annotated as chorismate mutase aro7. Lineage: Eukaryota; Fungi; Basidiomycota; Tremellomycetes; Trichosporonales; Trichosporonaceae. Gene Ontology annotation, molecular function: chorismate mutase activity. Gene Ontology annotation, cellular component: cytoplasm. The transcript has 6 exons. The record is from RefSeq and is a predicted model, not a curated record. Gene Ontology annotation, biological process: aromatic amino acid biosynthetic process; chorismate metabolic process. Bases 1 to 969 code for a protein of 322 amino acids.
AUGAACCUCACCUCGGGCGCGAGCGUCGAGCGCCUGCUGUCGCUCGAUAACAUCCGCGGACAGCUGAUCCGGUUGGAGGACACUAUCAUUUUCCUCCUCAUCGAGCGCGGCCAGUUUGCCUACAACAAGCGCAUCUACGAGACGGGCGCGUUCAAGUCCCAGAUCGGAUGGGAGGGCAGCUGGCUCGAGUGGUUCCUGUUCGAGAUUGAGAGCUUCCACGCCAAGGCGCGCCGUUACACCAGCCCGGACGAGUACCCCUUCACGCCCAUUGACAAGCUCCCCAAGCCGAUCAUCGAUGUGCAGGACUACCCGGUCCUCUUGCACCCCCAGUCGGCGUCGCACCCGUCUGUCAAUGCCAACUCGCGCAUUCUCGACUUUUACGUCAACCACAUCGUGCCCGGCAUCACCGAGGUGACCCCCGGCUCGCCCCGCCGCGGCCCGUCCGCCAUUGCCGAGGGCACCGUCCCGGCCCUGGACGAUGGCAACUAUGGCAGUGCGGCGACGAGGGAUGUCGAGGUGCUGCAGGCGCUGAGCCGUCGUAUCCACUUUGGCAUGUUCGUCUCGGAGUCAAAGUUCCAGGAAGCCCCAUGGGAUUUCAUCCCCCACAUUCUCUCCAACCCACCCAACACGGCCGCGCUCGAGGCUCUCAUCACCAAGCCCGAGGUCGAGGCGCGCCUCCUCGUGCGCCUGGCCAACAAGGCCCGCGUGUACGGCUGCGAGAUGGACGCCGACGGCCGCGUCGUCACCGCUGCCCACUCGCAGCAGACUGGCGGCAAGAUUGACAUUGAGCAGGUCGUGAGGCUUUACCGCGACUGGGUCAUCCCCCUUACCAAGGACGUGGAGCUGAUGGGCGCUGUGACCUUGGACGUUGCUGACAUUCACCCCCAGGUCGACUACCUCGUCCACCGCCUGGACGGCGUGUCGCAGGAGCAGAUUGACACAUGGCUGGCCGCCGGCAAGAAGAACUAA